AAGAUAUUAAAAAUUUAAGAAAAAAGAAAAGAAAAUUCAUCGAUCAAUAUUUCUCCCCCAAUUCCCAAAGAAUUUGAUUAUCGCCAUUCAUUGCUCACCUUCGGUGGGUAAACUUCCCCAAAUCCUUGCGCCGCCGCCAUCCAAAUCUCAUCAGCAUCAAUUUUCGAUCGACCGGUAAAGCAAUUAGGGUUUCCAAGAAACGGGAAUGGACGACAGCUGUGCGGUUUGUGCUGAUAAUUUGGAAUGGGUUUCCUAUGGCGCCUGUGGUCAUCGGGACGUCUGCUCCACUUGCGUCUCUCGUCUCCGAUUCAUCUGCAACGAUCGACGCUGCUGCAUCUGUAAAACUGAAUCCAACGUCAUCUUCGUCACUAAGGCUUUAGGGGAUUAUACGAGGAUGAUAAAUGACUUCUCUGUAUUGCCAUCUGAUGUAAGAGAAGGACGGGUGGGUUCUUAUUGGUACCAUGAGGAUACACAGGCCUUUUUCGAUGAUGUUGAUCACUACAGGAUGAUCAAGGCAAUGUGCAGGCUUUCGUGCAGUGUAUGUGACAAGAUGGAUGAGCAGUCCAAUGAUGGGGCGAAGCGGCGAGGGAAGUUUAGGAACAUUGAACAGCUGAAAGGUCAUUUGUUUCAUAAACAUAGAUUGGUUAUGUGCAGCCUGUGUUUGGAGGGUCGAAAGGUGUUUAUUUGUGAACAAAAGCUAUAUACUAGAGCACAGUUACAUCAACAUAUAAACACAGGUGACUCUGAGGUGGACGGAACUGAGAGUGAGAGAGGUGGCUUCAUGGGGCAUCCUAUGUGUGAGUUCUGCAAGACCCCAUUUUAUGGGGAUAAUGAAUUAUAUUCACACAUGUCCACGGAGCACUAUACAUGUCAUAUAUGCCAAAGGCAGCAUCCAGGACAAUAUGAAUAUUACAAGAAUUAUGAUGACCUUGAGAUUCAUUUUCGCCGAGAUCAUUACCUAUGUGAGGAUGAGGCUUGCCUUGCCAAAAAGUUCAUCGUCUUCCAGUCUGAAGCUGAACUAAAGAGACAUAAUACCAUUGAACAUGGAGGUCGCAUGUCUCGAGCACAACGUAGUGCUGCUUUACAAAUUCCAACAAGCUUUCGGUAUCGUCGAAGUAAUGAAGAAAAUCGCCGUGGAAGGGGACGAACAUUUCGGCGCGAGGCUUCUGAUAAUGACUAUCAACUUUCAAUGGCCAUUGAGGCAAGUUUGGGAAUGGCCAGUGAUCCUCCAGCAUCAUCUACAGCACAGGCAGUCUCUAAUCAUAGAGACACAAAUGAUAUCGAUCCGCUUGUUCAGCCUUUUGAGUCAUUAUCUACAACAGAUGCCGAAUCAUCUUCUAGAUAUCUUCAAGCUUUGGGGACAGGUUCAAGGGGUGGACCUUUGCAAGAAUCUUCUUUUCCUCCUCUCCCUGUGGCUCCCAGCACCAGUCAACAGAAGUCCCAACAUAGCUCAGGUUUACCGAAUAACACCAUGGCAUCGCAUCUACGGAGACAGAAGAAUGGGAAUAAAAAUGCUUUGAGUUCAGCUCAAGCUUGGCCAGCAACAAGUCGUAGGACUGGGCAAGCAUCAAGUAUUUCAAGUCAGGUUAGACCAGUAGCAAAUGUUGCAGCUGUAACAUCGCUUGGUAAUGGUAAUGGUAAUGGUAAUGGUAACAGGGUUGCACAGUUGGGCUAUGCAAGCUCGACUCAGGCUCAGGCUCAAGCCCGAACUCAAUCUCAGCCUCAGGCUCAGGCUCAGGCUCAGGCUCAGGCUCGACCCACAACAGUAGAUAUAUUGAUGUCAUCUGGUUCUCGAACAAGCUCAGGCAGCACAAGUAGGAUUAGCCAUUCUUCAUCAGCUCCAAAUCUCAGUGAUGGGGGAUACUCAGAACCAUCUGCUUCUGAUUUUCCUCCUGUUUCUGCUGCACAAAGGCAGAAGCAAUCCUCAAGCAGCCAGGUGCUGACAAAUGUGGAAGAUGUUCGUACGGCCAACAAAUCUUUGGUGGAAAAGAUGCGAGCUGCUCUUGAUUAUGAUGAAGAAAAAUAUACUGCUUUUAAAGAAGUAUCUGGACAGUAUCGUCAGGGCUUAAUAGGCACAGAUAGAUAUUUGGAUUAUGUACAUCAGCAUGGCUUGUCACAUCUAGUUCUUGAGCUGGCUAGACUCUUGCCUGAUGUUCAGAAGCAGAAAGAACUAAUUGACACCUACAAUGCUAGUUUACAAAGCAAUGGUCUGCAAGAGAAUGGUGGUGGGGCCCAGGGCAGUGUGUUGUGGAAGGAGAAGGAUGCCUCUAAGAAAGGGAAAGGAAAAGGGAAAUCUGUUGAUACUGCUGGCAGUAAUUCAAAGGAUGUUCUGGCCGAUAGUAUUCUCAGCACUGUCCGCCAAUUGCAGUCAAGUUAUAAGCCUACUGAAGAAAUUACGGAAGUGCUAUCAAAGGAUGGUUACCGUCGUUCCAAAGGUAAAGCAAAGGUGAUGGUGGAGGAGCAGCUGGUGCAACUCAAUUCAAGCAAUCAGCCAUCAAUAAGAAUUGGGGGCCAAAAUGAGUCCUUACCAGUGAAAGCUGGAUCAGGGGAUGGGGGUGGUGGUAGCAAGCAGCGAAAAAAAACCUCGAAGUUCCACCGAGUUCGGCUUGGUGAUGGUUCAAUGGCAUCACUACUGGAUCUCAAAAAUUCUGAGCCAGACCCUGAACCUGAACCAUUAGAUAACAAGUUUGAUAGUAGCCAAAACGCAACUGGAGCACUGCCUGUACGGGGGGUAUGGAAGAAGGGAGGAAGUAAAAAGCUCUUUUUAUAACAGGCAAUCAGCCAAACUCUUACUGAGGAAAUGGUGUUUGACAACAUUUCUUGUUUAGAAAUUAUCUUAAUAGUGCCGUCAAAAAGUGAUCGAGUUUUGCUAUGAGCUCGAAAAGCUGUCAAUAGAUGGAGAAGAUUCUAUUAAUGGCCUGGGGUUUUUUUUGGGUUAGCCACUAAUACAUUGUGCCCAACAUGGUAAUCAUGAAUGAUCUUUUGGAUUCUGGACGUGUUUGUUACAAAGUUAGCAUGCAUUUUCACCGAGUAUAAGAAAAUUACAAAGUUGAAGACUUUUGGUUUGUUUUUGAUACUUAUAAAGGUUCUUGAUUUGUCUUCAUACAA
Messenger RNA from Gossypium raimondii (Peruvian cotton), 3108 nucleotides. RefSeq lists its product as uncharacterized. Gene Ontology annotation, molecular function: ubiquitin protein ligase activity; ribosome binding. Bases 206 to 2770 code for a protein of 854 amino acids. Gene Ontology annotation, biological process: rescue of stalled cytosolic ribosome; protein ubiquitination. The record is from RefSeq and is a predicted model, not a curated record. The transcript has 8 exons. NCBI's taxonomy places the organism in Eukaryota, Viridiplantae, Streptophyta, Magnoliopsida, Malvales, Malvaceae.